Messenger RNA from Liolophura sinensis, 1260 nucleotides. Its product is annotated as glutamate receptor-like. The record is from RefSeq and is a predicted model, not a curated record. Bases 1 to 1260 code for a protein of 419 amino acids. Gene Ontology annotation, molecular function: ligand-gated monoatomic ion channel activity. Gene Ontology annotation, cellular component: membrane. NCBI's taxonomy places the organism in Eukaryota, Metazoa, Mollusca, Polyplacophora, Chitonida, Chitonidae. The transcript is spliced from 7 exons.
AUGGUGUCCGCCAUGACAGAAGAUCCUUGCCCUUCCCUCACAGCUGAGAAGUUCACUCUUCGUCUGAUUCCGGAGAAUAAUAAUGUGCCCGCAGUUCUGGUAGACCUUGUCAAGGCCGCAGGAAGAAAAUACAUAUAUUUAAAAUUUGGGAACAGAGUUGCGGGCACCACGGAGUACAAUCUCUACACCGUACCAGUCGGUCUUUACACGGAGAUUAGACCCAUGGGUAACUGGACAGAGAACAAGGGGCUUACUGUAGAUUGGGCGUGGCAACAUAUCACCAAGCUCUUUCGAAGUAAGCUGACCGACUUUGGCGGAGUCAACUUACGCAUUGCUGUUGACAAGGAGUCACAUCCGUACGUAAACCGCAGUGAGUCUGGCAAUAACUCGUACCACGGAAUGAUGGUUGACAUGCUGGAGGAUUUGGCGAAGGAGCUCAACUUCCGAUACACUUUCGUGGAGGCAGGUGAUGGGUUUUACGGUGCCAAACGGGCUGAUGGUUUGUGGUCCGGUACGGUUGGCCUGGUAGUCAGAGGGGAAGCUGACUUUGGUGCAGUUCCUUUCACAGUUACCAAGGAGCGAAGUGAGGCUGUAGAUUUCACGACCCCAUUUCAACAGGAGAGCUUGUCAAUUAUUAUGGCAGCGCCCAAAGAGACCCCCAAUCAGUUCCAGUUUCUCAAACCUUUUAACUUUGAUGUUUGGUUAUCACUGAUAGCUGCUCUUCUAAUUGCUAGUGUGGGACUAGUCUUUAUAAGUCUUAAAAGCCCGACCCAGAUACAGCACGAAGCGAACAUCCUACAUGUCGAGCUGGAGAGAAGUGUUCUAGAAAAUAUAUUUUUGAUAAUCAGUUCUUACUUCGAGCAAGGACCAACUUUCUACCCGACUUCAGUGUCGGGCCGGUGUUUGCUGAGUUUCUGGUUUGUCUUCACGAUCCUCACCAUGGCUAUGUACACGGCUCACCUAGCGGCUGUGUUAACUGUGUCCACACCUGUCCGGCCGAUCAACUCUCUACAGGAUCUUGUUGAUCAGAGUGACUUGCCAGUGUACUGCCUUACUGGAACUAACACUUAUACAGUUCUCACAAUGGAUCGUAAAAGAUGGAUCAAUGUGGACGAUGUGUUGGCAGUUGUUGUGGCUUCUGACAGCGAGUGUGAUGAGCUGUCCGAGGAUGGUGCUGGUGAGGAAGUAGGAAGAGAUACCGGAGACACUGGCAUUUCACUUCUCCCACCGAAUAUGGCUAGUUCUGAUCAGGAUAAAUGA